UCCCUGUACGACGCUUGCGGGGCUGAGCGAUUACGCCGCCAGCUGCGCCUUUCUCCCUCUGUACUACUCGCCGGAUUGGGCGAUGUUGCCGUCAGCCUCCGCCUCCGUUCCCGUAGUGGGUAGUAUCGGAGGCUACGCUCACAAAUCGACUGACUUCUCUGCCCUCCCCGUACGGUGGUCACCGGAUUGGUCGACGACGGUGCUGAGCUGCCACGCCGUACGUGGUAGUGGACGCUGUAGUCAAAAAUCCCCUUCUCGACUGGUCCGGCCGCCUAUCUCCGUUGCGUGCUUCUUGGUUUCUCCGCUCGAUUUGCGAUCUUCAUCUACAGAUUACCUAUAUUGCCGGUUUGGUUUGCUGUGGCCGGUUCCUGCGGAGGCCCUAGGGGCCUCCACUCUACCCAGCAAAGGUUAAUAGAUUUAUCUAUUCUGUGUUACAUGUAUUUACUUACAUGUUACCAUCUUUGACAGCCUUAUUGCUUAUUGCUCUUUCGUGGUUUCUUCGUGGGGUUUUUACUUUGUUCUUCCUCCUUAAUAUACAUUGCUCUUUGAUUUUUCCUUUGUAUUCCUAUUUGUUUGCGUCACGUCUUAACAUUUUAUCGCCAUGGUAGUGACCUACAUCUGCUUUGCUUCUAUGGAUAUUCCUGGUUCAUCACAGCAACGCACACGAAGAUGUGGUAUAUAUACUCCUUCACCUCUCUAUUUGUGCUAGGUGUAUGCAUUUAUAGUCCCGUAACUUUGUGUUGGAUUUGGUUCUUCUUUCUUAACUUUUUCUGACAUUUUUGUGCCUCCGUUGGCAAAAUGGUUACUAUAUUAGUACCAUUAAGUUUGCUCCAUCGAGAUGGUGACGCACAGUCUCAGACGGGUGGUUCUGCGACACUAUUAGGUAUGGUGGUUGCGUAAAUAAUGCACUUGGAAACAUUGGCAUAAAACAACCAUCAGACGUCGUCUCAGCGAUUUGCAGACUUGCCAGUUCAUUAUAUAAGUUAUGUUUGCUCACUUGGUUGCACAGCCAGGACAGAAAAGUGUUGCUUCUUUUUACCGUGCAUGUCAAUUUUUUCCCUAGCCGCUCAGCCUAUGGCCUUAAAUUUCGUUAAUCAGGACCACUCACGGUGCCUUCAUCUCAGCGUCGACCAGUCAAUAGAGACCAUUUUUACCCCAUUGUAUCACCACAUAUUGCCCGCCAAAAUCGAUCGAGGAGACGUGCUAUCAACAAUAUGCGUCGUUCUAUCUGGCGGGCCACCUUUUCACUAGGUUACAUUCCAUCUGGUCCUUACAUUCCACCUAUCCACUCUCUACCGAGGGAGUAUGUUUCGGCUGUCAAAGGUGACAAACCUCCCUUUGUAAUGGUGUUGUCUCUUUUAUGCUGCCAUGUGACUAUUGUACUAGAUGGGAUCGUUCUUGUGUAAUUAACAUUAUCUAUGUUGUUUUCUCUAGCUACAUAUCCACACCGCUCAUACUAUGGUGCGCCUGAUUAUACAUGUACCCAUUGCUUUGCGGUCUUUUGGUAUCAGGAAAGGGUUCAAAGUCAGAGUUCAUCUUCAGGUCAUAGGAUUGCCUACAAUUUAUGUUGUCGUCAUGGAAAGAUAGCUUUGCCUACAUAUAGGGACUUUCCUCCUCUCCUACGAGAUCUUAUAUGCUUCGAUGGCACAACCCGUUCAAAUACCUUCAUGCGCUUGAUUCGCCAGUAUAACUCUUUAUUUGCGUUUACAUCUCUUGGAGUUAACAUUGAUACUGCUAUCAACACUGGUGUUGGACCAUAUGUCUUUCGUAUUAAUGGUGUUGUGCAUCAUCGUAUUGGUUCUUUAUUACCACCUGUUGGGAGACGGCCAGAGUAUGCUCAACUGUACAUAUAUGACACAAACAAUGAGUUAAAUAACCGACUCAAUCUUUUUCAGUAUGAUGGUCCCUAUCAUGAUUAGCCUGAUCCUUCCAUUAUCAAUGAACUUAUACAUAUGCUAGACACACACAACCCUUUGGUUAGGCAAUUCAGGCAUGCACGUGAUAGGUUACUCUCUCCAUCCGCUCCUGAUAUUGCUAUUAAACUAAUUGGGUCAACCAGGUCACAGGAUAGUCGAUUUAGUCUUCCUACCUGCAGUGAGUUGGCUACUUUAAUUGUUCCAGCCUCAUCUGCUGAGGUAUCCAAAUUUGAUGUCAUUGUUGAGAAACAGUCGGGCGAAUUAAAGAACAUAUCACCGAUCCAUCCUGCAUUAAUGUCUUUACAGUAUCCCAUCCUUUUCCCAUAUGGUGAUCCAGGUUUUCAUCUUGGUAUCCAGUAUAGAGAGGUUGAUGAUGAACCCCCUGGUGCACGUACAGAUGUUACACAGCUUGAGUACUAUCGUUAUCGCUAUCACUAUCGAAGAAACCAACCAAAUCCAUUUAUUUGUUGUGGCCGUCUCUCGGAUCAAUUAAUUGUGAACUCAUUCUCAAGCAUUGAGGCAAGCAGAUUGACUUUCCUUCUUUUCAAUCAGAAAAAACUUCGCUCAGAGACAUACCAAGGAAUAUCUGAUGCUGCUUGCCAUGCAAAUGCAGCAGGAAAGGAUAUCGGUAUCAAAACCAUGCUCCCUGCAAGUUUUAUUGGUGGGAGACGAUAUAUGGUGCAGAACUAUCAUGAUUCCAUGGCAAUUUGUCGAGCUUAUGGGCCUCCAGAGCUAUUCAUCACUUUCACAUGUAAUGCUAAGUGGUCUGAGAUCAUAGAGGCCAUACAGUGUGAACCAGGCUAGCGCCCAAGCGAUAGGAGUGACAUGGUCCGUAGAGUAUACCACAUUAAACUAACUGAAAUGCUCACUGACAUCAAGGAUGGCCAUGCUUUUGGUGCUGUCCGUGUUGUUGUUUACACGGUUGAGUUUCAGAAGAGGGGACUACCUCACGCACAUAUACUUGCUUGGUUAGCUGAUAGAGGAAGAGAUCCUACACCAGCUUUUAUUGAUGACAUCAUAUGUGCUGAGAUACCUAACAUAAACAACGAUCCGCUCGGAUUUGGAUUAGUUGAUGAGCUUAUGAUUCAUGGUCCGUGUGGUGAUCUCAAUCCUUCAAGCCCAUGUAUGAAAGAUGGUCGUUGCUCGAAGAACUACCCAAAGCAAUUUCGUCCAAAAACAACUAUUGAUCAGAAUGGAUUCCCUCAAUAUCACCGUCGUAAUGAUGGUAGGUUUGUUAUCAGAAAUGGUGCCAAGCUAGACAACAGAUGGGUUGUUCCUUACAAUCCUGCUUUGCUUAAGAAGUUCCAAGCGCACAUCAAUGUUGAAUGGUGUAACAAGACAUAUCUUGUGAAGUAUUUAUUUAAGUAUAUCACAAAGGGCCAUGAUUACGCAAACAUGGUGUUGCGUGCUUCCAAUGGAUCUGAAGGCAUAGAUGAGAUUUCAGAAUACAUCAGGGCAAGGUAUUUAUCUUCUCAUGAAUCGAUCUGGCGAUUAUUUGGUUUUGAGAUUCAUGCCAGAACACCAGCUGUUGAGAGAUUAUCUGUCCACCUUCCUAAUAUGAAUGUUGUCACAUAUGAAGAAGAAUCAGAUUUACAGGCCAUUAUCGAAGAUGCCAGAACACUAUGCUAACUGAAUGGUUUACCACUAACCAGCGCUUUGUGGAGGCUCAGGACCUCACCUAUUGUGAAUUCCCUACCAAGUAUAGUUGGAAGGCUGAUCAGAAGAUUGGAAGAGAAGGACAAGGGGAAUCAAGAUUGGUAGGCUAAGACACAUCCAUCCAAACACAGGUGAACCAUUUUACCUCAGGAUGCUUUUGAUGGUUGUGCGUGGAGCAAAGUGUUUCGAAGAUAUCAGAACAUAUGAGGGGAAAUUAUAUGAUACAUAUCGUGAGGCAUGCCAAGCACGUGGUCUUAUUGGUGAUGACACUGAGUGGGUGCACCUCUUUGAUGAAGCUAUUGUUUGGGCAACUUCUUAUCAACUCAGAAAUAUGUUCAUGACAGUUGUGGUUUAUUGUGAUGAUGGCAAUAUUGCAGAGCUGUAUGAUAGGUAUUGGACAUACAUGGCUGAUGACAUUGCUUACAAAUUACUUCAUGCAUUAGGUCCUCAACUUGGUACUAUUUCUGAUGAAUUGUUGCAAGGUACAUUGCUGAAAGAAUUGGACAGUCUCUUCUCGAGUAAUGGUCUUUCGAUGUCAUCAUAUAGUCUCCCACAAUUACCACCAACAGCUGACUCAACCAACACAAAUAGGUUGCUUCUACAAGAGUUGUGUUAUAAUAGAAUUGAACUAUCUCAUAGAGCACACCAGAUGUAUAGAGAUCUCAAUCAAGAUCAAAGGCAAAUAUUUGAUAAGGUCCUUGAUGCAAUCUCAGCUAACAGAAAAUGUGUUUAUUUCGUAUCUGGCCAUGGUGGAACAGGAAAAACUUUUUUAUGGGAUGCUAUCAUUACUAGGAUUAGAUCACAAGGGCAAAUUGUCCUUGCUGUUGCAUCUUCAGGUGUUGCAGCACUAUUAUUACCCGGUGGGUGCACCGCUCAUUCUCGCUUUCGCAUUCCUCUUGAUAUAAAUGAUAGAAGUCUUUGCCACAUAAAAAGAGGGACUAUUCUGGCUGAACUAAUUAUGAAAACUAGCCUCAUCAUAUGGGAUGAGGCACCCAUGACUCAUAGGUUCUGUUUUGAAGCAUUGGAUCGCACGUUACGGGAUAUAUCGUGCAUGGAAAACCCUGCAAAUGAAGGCAAGCCAUUUGGGGGUAAACCAAUAUUGUUUGGCGGUGAUUUCAGGCAGGUUCUUCCAGUAAUUGAGGGUGGGACACGGGCUGACAUAGUUUCAGCCUCUUUGAUCAAAUUACCACUUUGGAGACAUGUUGAGGUUAUGCACCUAACAGUUAAUAUGAGAUUGUCAAAUCCUUCUUUAUCAGAGGCUGAUAAGGAAGAGUUCUCUACAUUUGCACAGUGGGUUCUUAGCAUUGGUGAAGGCCACAUACCAGCUCAAAGAAGACCGGGUGAAAUUGAUUGCUUUUGGAUAGAUUUACCUCCUGAUUUGCUUCUUAGCCCUACUGGAGAUAAAGUGGCUGCUAUCAUUGAUGAAAUAUAUCCUGAUUUCCAUCUUAACUAUGCCUCAGAAGCAUACUUGGCAGAGCGAGCUAUUGUUUGUCCAGUAAAUACCAUUGUAGAUGAGAUAAACAGCAGGAUUCUUGAUCAGGUCCCUCAGCCUGCAAGAUCUUAUCUCAGCUAUGAUCUGAUUGCCAACUCAUCAGAACAACCGAUGAUAUUGAUCUUCUGUAUCCCAUUGAGUUUCUUAAUUCCAUUACCCUCAAUAAUUUCCCUGGACAUAAUCUGUCCCUCAAGCUAGGUGCUCUUGUUGUCCUUCUUCGCAAUAUUAAUCAAUCAGCUGGCCUAUGCAAUGGUACAAGGCUAAUGAUCACCAGGCUAGGCGAUCAUGUGUUAGAGUGCAAAGUGAUCACUGGUACACAUACUGGUGAUAUGGUAUCCAUACCAAGGAUUGUUCUUAAUGGGAACAGCCCCAAGUGGCCAUUUACAUUAAAGCGGCGGCAAUUUCCAUUAAGGCUUUGUUAUGCAAUGACAAUAAAUAAAUGCCAAGGCCAAACAUUACGAUAUGUUGGUGUCUAUCUCAGGAACCCUGUCUUCACUCAUGGACAAUUAUAUGUUGUUGUUUCAAGAGUCACAUCCAAGAAAUGCCUGAAGAUAUUAGUUGAGAACGAAGAUCGGAGUACUGGUUCAACAACCAAGAACAUUGUCUACAAUGAAAUAAUGCCUUAUAUAUAACUCAGCCUGCAGCUCAUCUAAUGUUGCCAUAUAUCUUCAAUGCUUCUUUUCAUGUCUGCUCAUAAAUCAUCCUAUGUAUCAAAUUACCUAUGCCAGUGCAUUUGUGUGUUAUAAUAUAUCAAUAUCAUCAUCACCCUUCGACUGCUUUUAUAUUCUAUUUGUUCUAUUUAUUUAUGUUCUUUAGUCUAAAUGGUCCCUUUUAUUACCUCUCAGAGCGCCUUUGGGUUUCACUUUUUAUUUUUCGACUGCGCUUUUUUAUCUCAACGAUCUGCUUAUCUUUGCAUACCCUUUUUUCUGCUUCUUCAGCCUAAUUUUUGGCUUUUCCUGUUUGGUGCUUCUAUAUUUUUAUCACAUAUUGUUUGUUACAGACCCCUACUAACCUUAUUAACAUCCUAUAUACAGAUGCAGUACUCACUACUGAAAGAUGUUACACAAGAAUCACACUCAUGGCGUGUCCGUGUACAGGUCACGCGCUUCUCAGAGUACAACAGUGAGGAUCAACCACCUGUGCUUUUGCGCCUCGACCUAGUUCUCCUAGAUGAGGAGGGAACAAUGAUGGAUGCUCAGAUACCUGGCAGACACAUGACAUCAUUUUCUCCCGUUCUCAAAGAAGACCGGGUCUAUUAUAUAACAUACUUUGAGGUUGCAGAAGCAAGAGCGUCGUAUCGUCCAGUUGAUAACCCAAUAAUGGCAAAAUUCACAAAACACACCCAGAUCAAAGAGAUCAAUCAUGUCCCUGACUCAUUUCCUCGGUAUGCAUGCAAAGUCAUUCCUUUUGAGACUCUCCAAGCACGUGUAGACAUAACUGAUGUGCUAUCAGAUGUUGUUGGCAUGCUGACUGCAGUUUCCGCCAUAUCAACAGUUCGAAUCAGAGGAGGACACAAAGAAGUUCGUAAUAUACAAAUCACCGAUGGGAGAGAGACAAUAUCGGUUUCAUUAUGGGGUCCACAUGCAAGGCAAUUUGAUGCUGAAGGGCUUCAGGCUGAGGCUAACAUGCACCCAGUCAUCAUGCUCUUUGUUGCUGUAACCUCAAAAAUUUGUGAACAGCAAUUAACUUUGUAUGGCAGCACUAUAUGCAGAUGGUAUUCUAAUGCAAUGAUACCAGAGGUUGUUGCUCUACAGCAAAGCCUUACUGCCAAACCACAUGGGGUCACCUGGUUUGGCCAAACCGUGACCAAAAAACAACAUUCCAAUGUUACAGUACCUGACAUAGCCGGUCUAAACCCACAUGACAUUCUGGGCAAUACAUAUGUUCUGAACAUAGCUAUCAAAGGGAUUAUUCCUGGUGACAACUGGUGGUACAUAGCAUGUCAGAAAUGUAAGAGGACAGCUGCUCAGGAAGGAAGCUUCUACAAAUGCAUCAAAUGUGGUGUAACCCAACCUGAGACUAGGUUUGUAAAUCCCUCAUGCCUAUAAAAGGUUACAAUAACAUGCCACCAAUUACCCUUUACAGUUAUAUGUUUUCUUGUAUAUUGUAAGAUGGAGAGUUUUUCAAUUAUAUUCAUUAUCCUCUAGAGGAUCACAUGUUCUUAUA
This is a messenger RNA of Oryza brachyantha (malo sina), 7230 nucleotides long. Its product is annotated as replication protein A 70 kDa DNA-binding subunit B-like. The transcript has 11 exons. Lineage: Eukaryota; Viridiplantae; Streptophyta; Magnoliopsida; Poales; Poaceae. Gene Ontology annotation, molecular function: DNA binding; DNA helicase activity. The record is from RefSeq and is a predicted model, not a curated record. Gene Ontology annotation, cellular component: nucleus. Gene Ontology annotation, biological process: telomere maintenance; DNA recombination; DNA repair. Bases 5886 to 7112 code for a protein of 408 amino acids.